Messenger RNA from Podospora anserina S mat+, 813 nucleotides. RefSeq lists its product as uncharacterized. Gene Ontology annotation, biological process: transmembrane transport. The coding region runs from base 1 to 813 and encodes 270 amino acids. The record is from RefSeq and is a predicted model, not a curated record. The transcript is spliced from 4 exons. Gene Ontology annotation, molecular function: transmembrane transporter activity. Lineage: Eukaryota; Fungi; Ascomycota; Sordariomycetes; Sordariales; Podosporaceae. Gene Ontology annotation, cellular component: membrane.
AUGAACCUCGCCAGCGCCCUCACCGACGGUUUUGCCGAGCGCUCCAACCUCGACCAGGACACCAUCAACCUCGGGAACCAGCUCCUAUUCCUGGACACUGUCGUGUUGGAAAUCCCAAGUAACAUGAUACUCCAAAAGCUCGGCCCCAGAAAGUGGAUCUCCUCCCAAAUCCUCUUCUUCGGCCUAGUUGGAACCCUGCAAAUCCUCAUCACCAACCGAGCGGACUAUCUUGCCUCUAGGCUAUGUCUGGGUCUUGCCGAGUCGGGAUAUAUCCCGAGAAGUAUCAACACCAUCUCUACUUGGUACACCUCCCGCAAAUGCACACGUCGAGUAGCCGUCUUUUUUAUUGGCAUGUUUGGCGAGAAUGCUCUCUCCCCUCUAUUGGCGUCUGGGAUUUUGAAGCUGAGUGGUCGUCAUGGGUUGAGAGAUUGGCAGUGGCUUUUCUUGCUGGAGGGGCUGUUUAGUUUUUGUGUGAGAGGGUUGUUCUUUUUCUUGUUGCCUGGGUCACCUGGGGAGACGAAGCCGUUGGUUGGGAGGGGGGUCUGGUGGUAUUUAGUGAGAAAGAUCGGGAAAUCCUGCAGGGCAGCUGUGGUGUGGAAGACGGUGAAGCAUUGGAGGUGGCCGCAUUUCGUGUCGACGUUUUGUAUCUUUUCGACUUGGUCACCGUUGACGACGUGUACGCCGUCUAUUAUCAUGAUAACUGCCAACACCCUCGCCGCCGUCGGGGCUUCCCCAGCUCCUCUAUUAGCAUUUACACUGGCCGCCAUUAGCGACGCAACCAACAAGCGAGGGCUGACUGUCGUUGCUGGUUAG